AUGAUUGCGAUUUUCAAGGAUAAUCGCGAGUUAUGUCAGAAUGUCACUGAAGAGUUGAUUGCGCAUAUUGUCAAUAUGAUUGAACACAAAGCCCGAAGUGCCGUGUUUAUCGAGUUUUUGCAGAGCAUUGUUAUAGUUCACGAAAAAGAAAUUGAAUCGACCCAGGAGAAAACUGCCCAAGAGAUUUGUUCCGCUUCCGAUGAUGUGCGAGUUUUCUACGCUGAUAGUGCUAGCUUUGAGCAGUUGGUAAAACUGAUGCAGGACACGCGUCCGGAAGAGCUCAAUGCUGAUCACUCAUUGCGUUACCACAUUGAGUUGGUACGACUUCUCGCCUUGUGCACGCGUGGUAGAAAUAGCACAACGGAACUGAAGUGCGCCUCGCAACUUUCCAUGGAUCAUAUUGUACGUGUUGUAACGUCACCGUACUGCUUGGUUGAGAGUCCCAAUAUUUCAAGAACCUCCUUUGUACCCGUUGUUACUCCUAGUGAGGUCGAAACCGCGAUUCGCUCCAUGAAGUUGAACAAGGCAGCAGGUUUGGACUCAGUCCGUGUUGAAGAACUAAAAUCCGAAGGCGAAACGAUAAAAAAAAAAGCACUUAGCACGAUUUACCCUGGGUCGCAUACGGAAUUCACCUUCAACAAUGAUCUUAUAUUAACAGAAGUUAAACGAAGUGUGAAAGAGAGCGACAUUUGCUCCCCGAAAGCUUUUAACAGCGCGCUAGAAGGCGUUUUCGGGAGUGUGGAUGCAGCAGAUGGAAUCAAUAUCGAUGGUGCAAAAUUGCGAAUGCUGCUCUUUGCGGAAGGUGUAGUCCUUGUCGCAGAAAACCCCCAGUUGUUGCAGAAUCUGUUAAAUGAGCUGGUAGCGAAGAUAAACAAAGUCGGGCUCACGGUUAACAUCGACAAAACCAAAACCUACUGUCCUCAGUUCGACAUGAAACUCUACAACUCCAUCGGACUUGUAGACAGGUACACCUACUUGGGACAAGCAGUGCAAAUGAAUAGUGACUUGGACAUCGAAAUAACGAGAUGGAUAAGACCAGAGUGGAUACUUUCGCCAAGCUCCGCGAUAUAUUUUGCGACAAAAAAACUACCUUACCUGCAAAAGCAGCAAUUUUUAAUUCGAUCGUAUUACCAGCUAUGUUAUACGGAUGUGAAACAUGGAAUACUGCGUUUGCUGAAGAAAGAAAAUUAG
This is a messenger RNA of Gongylonema pulchrum, 1191 nucleotides long. NCBI's taxonomy places the organism in Eukaryota, Metazoa, Nematoda, Chromadorea, Rhabditida, Gongylonematidae. The record is from the annotation of a GenBank genome assembly.